Molecule: messenger RNA, 790 nt
Organism: Leptopilina heterotoma
Lineage: Eukaryota; Metazoa; Arthropoda; Insecta; Hymenoptera; Figitidae
Product: pathogenesis-related protein 5-like
Exons: 2
Coding region: 1-744 (247 amino acids)
Source: RefSeq, a predicted model, not a curated record
AUGUAUCUCAAAUUCUUACCAUCAUUUUUUCUAUUGAUUGCUCUUUCAUCGGCUCAUCGAAUAAGAAUAUACAAUAACUGUCCAGUCACAGUGUGGCCAGCAAUCCAGGGUAUUCCCGGACAUGAACAUCUCGAAAACGGUGGAUUUAAAUUGAAUUCACGUACUGAACGUUAUGUUGUUAUGCCAAAUGAUUGGAAAGGCAAAAUUUGGGCAAGGACCAAAUGCGACAGUCGAGGACGUUGUGAGACUGGUGGUUGUGGCAAUAGAAUCCAAUGUAAUGGUGCUGCUGGUGCACCACCUCUUACUCUUGCUGAUAUAACAUUCAGUGGAGGUGCAGGUCGUGAUUUCUAUGAAAUUACCCUCGUCAAUGGUUACAACAUUGGUAUGACAUUGGUACCAGUUGGAGGAAUCCGACCAUUCGCUGCUGGAAGAUUUGACUGUAAAGCCGCUGGAUGUAAAUCUGAUCUCAAUACCAGGUGUCCUAAUGAAUUAGCCGUAAAAUCAGGACGAACGACAAUCGCUUGCAAAAGUGCAUGUGCUGCAUUAAAUACUGAUCAAUAUUGUUGUCGAGGAGCUUUUAAUUCAGCAAGAACUUGCAGGAGUCGAAAUUGGCCCAAAAAUUAUGCAGCCAUCUUCAAAGGGGCCUGUCCAGAUGCCACCAGUUACGCGUACGAUGAUCAAAGAAGCACCUUCUCCUGUCGACCAGCUCCACCUACCAACUAUUUAAUGAUAUUGUGCCCCUAAAAAAUAAAUAGUUUUUAUAAAAAAAAAUUACUGUAUUCAGAAUUCC